Molecule: messenger RNA, 10524 nt
Organism: Diorhabda carinulata
Lineage: Eukaryota; Metazoa; Arthropoda; Insecta; Coleoptera; Chrysomelidae
Product: rho guanine nucleotide exchange factor 17
Exons: 13
Coding region: 378-4937 (1519 amino acids)
Biological process (GO): actin cytoskeleton organization
Molecular function (GO): guanyl-nucleotide exchange factor activity; protein binding
Source: RefSeq, a predicted model, not a curated record
AGUAGUCGAAUGGAGGGAGUUUACCUGUCGAGUCGAUCGUUCCGAGUGCAUAAGAGUGUAAUGCGAGAAAUUGGGUUCUCGCCGGACCGGUCCGACAAUGAUACCAUGUGGGUGCCCAUAAGAUUGCGCGAACUGCAUGACUCUCGGGUACCACCGAUUGAUAACACAAACUGCAUUCUUGAAAAAUGAGAACUUUAUUUUGAUUCUUGUAGAAAACACUAAGAAUUUACAAGGACUCAACCGGUUAAAUGGUUGUUUUUUGUGGUUGUGCAUCAAAUCAUCAGUGAAUCAAAAUAAAUUAUGAUAUUUAUUAUUUAUUUUACUCAAUUUUGCGUUACUACAAUAUUUAUAUUUCAUUGAGGAUACAGUUUCCUCAAAUGUUCGGCAUGUCAAAGUGGGACGACGAUUGUCUCGGUCAUAGAGGGAAAGAAUGUAUUGCAUCUAGUAUUUGCGCGCAUCAACAACAUCCUCAUGAAGACAUUUAUAAAAGAUUAAUGACCGUGAGGCCGAUGCGUUAUGGAAUGAGGGUAGGAGCAGUGUCGCCACCCCCGCCCGGUAUAGGACCGAGAUAUCGUUCUCAUCAAAGCUGCUGGCCUACAACACCUUGCGGCGACAGUGGCUGUGACAACGUUCCCGUCUCCCGGAUCCCUCUACUCACAACACCACCUAUUAAUAGCGUAGAUAUAAUUAGUUGCGCAAAUAGAAUGAGGAUAAACGAGGAUGCUACGUCAAAUAAACUGCUGGCUCAGCAGGCGUCAGUGACAGUGCGCGACCAUGUACUUUAUACGAAUAAGUGUUUGUUAAAGACCCAAUUGAAACGGUGUGCCCUAGUGCGGCCUCAAGUUUAUACGAGAUUUGCAUCUUACGGAGAAAUUACCGAUAAGGACGAUAACACACUGGACCGUCUUCCCAGAUUCCGCUUCGGCGGAAAUCGUACUUCCGCCGCUGAUAAAAGGAAUAAUGACCAUAGAUAUAAAGAACUAAGUGAUAGGUUAAAACGAGGGACAACCCCUGUGCCGCCUCCGAGAACAAGACAUUCAUCUAAAAUUACACCACCUUUAUCAAAUGCUCCACCGGCUGUUUUUCACGAUAAUUUAGAAAGGCACAUACCGUUACGAAGCGCAUCUUUUUCUCAAGUUGAUUAUUGUCCAGACGAUAACAAAUAUAUAAGACGUCGUCCAUCCACUACACAUCAAGAGACUGAAAGCCCCGUUAAAGAAGUAUCUACAUUACCAAGGCCGAAAAGUGCAUCACGACCGACAACUCCGACCUCAGUUAUUAAACAAGAAUUACCAGUAUUCAAUAUAGACUGUACCUCUCAGGAUAUAGAAACUUUAAAUGUAUUAACUGAAACUCCAAGAGUUCCAGAAGUUGAAGUUACACCUGGUUCUCCUGAUAAACCUACAACGCGAUCUCAGGAAAACAACAUUCAAGACAAGAAGCGAGAUAAAUCAAGACGACGGAAGGGGAUUUACAUAUCUCAAUGGCCGAACACAUAUCAAACAACAGAAGAUGUUAUCCCACAAUUUGUUCAAGAUGGAGACUUUCCUUGUGCGGACUCUACUUCUAAGUUCAUACAAGAGUCUCUCGUUGAAAUUUCCAAACUAAGUAAUUCUGACGAAAAGAAUAAAGAAUUUCCUAUAUGGAGUAGCCCCCAAGAAGAGCCAUUGAGCCCUGAAGAAAACAAUAUACCUCCUGAGUGGCCAGCACUGCCUAGACCCAGAUUCUUAUCUCAGUCUCCAGAUGAAAAAGAUACUUUGAAGCUAACUCCACGCAGUAUUAAUCUAUUUCGAUCUGAUUCAUUAUCAGAAGGAGAACCAGAUCUUUGUAAAUUAGAUCAAUUAUCACUGGUACCCUCCGACUUAUCAGAUAACGAAAGUAGACUGAGUUUAAAUACAGAUACAAGUCCUAACGUGCCUAGAAGGUAUUCAAAACGACCUUUAAGAGGACCGUAUGGUCAAAUGCUAGAAGCCGAGAUGAAGAAACCAGAAUGUAGAAAGAAUUUGAAUAAUGAGUUGAAGUUUUUGGAAGACCUAUCUUCAGUACCAUCUUCUUCUCUGAAUAAUUUAUCUAAAUCUAAACAUACUAGGACUAGGGGGUCGUGUAACAGUUCUUUGGACGAAACUAAUGUCAAAGACAAAAUAAAUAAUAAUUCCAAUUUAAAUUCACCUAAACAAGUUAAUAAAAGAAAAGUUAGUGCCGAUAAUUUAAUUGUUCCUAACGAAAUUGAUACUAAGUGUAUUGUUAAUCAUCAACGGACAACCUCUAGUCCAUCGAAACUAGAAGGCUUCGCUAAUGUGGAAGUAAGUAGUGAAUUGUUAGAACAAUUACUACGAGGAAGUUCCGAACAACUGGCUACAAACGAUGCAAAUCAACGGUUGCAAAAGGAUACACGGACACACGUGGUGGUGGAGUUAUACGACAAUGAAAAAACCUAUGUCGAGUCACUUAGGAUACUUGUUACGAAAUAUUUGGAGCCCCUCAAAGCUCCUGAGAAUGCGAAUUUAUUGGACGCAAAUCUAGUCGACGAAAUUUUUUAUCAGAUUCCUUUCUUAUAUAAUCAUCAUCAAAUUUUCUUAACUGAACUGAAAGAAAGACUGGAACAAUGGGAUGUCAAGCAAAAAAUUGGCGAUGUUUUUUUAGAAAUAUUUUCUAAACCUGUCCUCAUAGAUAGUUAUACCAACUACGUUAAUAACUGGAAGAGAGCCAGAGAAACACUGAAGAACGCUCAGCAAUCAAAACCAGCAUUUAGUAGAUUUUUAGAGGUUACGGCGAGGCAGCACACCGGUAAAUUAGCUCUAGAUUCUCUUUUGAUAAAACCUAUACAGAAAUUUCCAAAAUAUGAACUAUUAUUACAAAGACUUAUUAAGCACACGGAUGAAAAUCAUCCAGAUCACAAUCUUCUUCUAGCAGCACAACGCCAGGUUCAUGAACAGUUGCUAAAAAUUAAUUGUACUGAAAAGGAAGCAUUAGAACUAGAACAGCUGAGGGAAAUAGAAGGACUUAUAGAUGGUUUAAUAGAGUUAGCAACUCCUGAACGGCAGUACCUUAGACAUGAUUCAGUUACUAUGUCUCAUGGUGCGGGACCUAGGAAAGAACGAGCCUUAUUUCUUUUUAGCGACCUACUUUUAGUAACAGGGAUCAAAAGAAGAAGUGGGACGAUACGAAGACCUACUACUGGUCAGGGUAGUGUUACAAGUACACUAGAAGCAAACAAGUACAAAUUACUGAUGAAAGUACCUUUAGAAGAUAUAGAAAUUAUAAGAUCCAAAGAUGAUAAUUUAAGACAAAUUAUGAUAGAAGUUGAUAACUUAACUGAAGACAUAUCGAUAUUGAAUCAAAUAAAUGAAUUAACCUGGUCUUUACAUUAUAAUCACACACAUCUGGAUGAAGUAGUCAAAGAAAUGUUAGCCUCGUUAAACAAACAAUUGAAUGAACAACAAAAUUCCGAUUCACAAUUAUCACGUUUGGAUCUCACCAUAUCGACACCAAAUGGCCCCGAAAACGUAUCGAUAGUAUUUUCAAAGUCAGAAAAAAGGACAUCUUGGGAGGAAUCUUUGAACGAAGCUAAGUUAAAAUUAGCUACUACAAGUGAUAGACGACCUUGCCCUGAACUUCUGGCUACUGUGCCCAUUAGAAAAACACGAGCAGGCUUACAGUUCACCUGUGCUGCCCCUACGUUAAGUGAUAAUAGCAAAGAUGUAUGGGUAUGUAAUAGUGAUGGACAUGUAGGACAAGUAUGUGUUCUUAGUUUAAUGCAAGAGCCGAAUGUUAUUUCAUGUAAUGGAGUAUGUAAUGCAAGAAUAUUAUGUAUAGCUUCGGUCCCUGGUGUUAAUAACGGAUCUUCACCAAAUCAUAACAAUAAAGUUGGAGAAGAACCCGAAGAACAUAAAACGAUGCAUUUCGAUAGCAGCUCAUCUAGUGAUGAAGACGAAAACUGUGAUAGUGAAAUAAACGAAGAACCCCAAAAGUUAUUAGAUACAGAAACAUGUAGUAUAGAAAAUGAAGAAACAGAUGUUCAGCAGUCUACCAUGUGGUUAGGAACUGAAGACGGGUGUAUACAUGUAUACAAUUGUAGUGAUAAUAUUAGAAUUAAAAAAAAUAAAAUUAAAAUACAACUAGGGGCUUCAAUUCUAAGCAUAAUAUAUCUGGAUAACAGAGUUUAUGUAUCAUUAGCAAAUGGAGAUAUCAUUGUUUAUGAUAGAGAUACUGCUGGAAUUUGGAAUACCACAAGCUCAACGACGUGUACAGUCGGCUCCUUAAGCGCACCGAUCACUAAAAUGGUACCCAGCAAUGGAAAAUUGUGGUGUGGUUGUGGAAGCAGUAUCAAAAUAUUUGACGUCCAGUCUUUGACAGUAGAAAAUAGUUUUACAGUUAACAAUGACAAUAACAAGUCAAUUACGUCUAUAGUUCUUAACGGAUAUGGGGUGUGGUUAUCCCUGCAAAAUUCGGCUAUACUCAAAUGUUACCAUGUGGUGACAUUUGAACUGUUGUGUGAAAUUAAUGUAGCUCCAUCUGUAACUAAAAUGCUAACAAGUUGCGAUGAUAUCAUUAGACAGCACAAAGCGGCCUGUUUGAGGGUGACAGCUUUAGUCACCUGUAAAGACUUACUAUGGAUUGGAACCUCAGCUGGCGUUUUACUGACUAUGCCCCUUCCACAUAUAUCAUCCGCAAUUACAAAACUUACUUCCGUGCCUACUGUUACCGGUGUACCACACGGGCACACAGGUCACGUGAGAUUUUUAACCUCCGUCGAAAUGGUAAUCAGCGAAUCAUCUCAUAGAAAUUCCUAUAAAACCAAACAAGAUUCCAGAUGUAACACAAAGCUAUUGGUUAUCUCUGGCGGUGAUGGAUAUGAAGAUUUUAGGACGUCGAAUAUAUCCGAAGUAGCUGGCAGAGAAGAUUCUACGAAUCAUUUGCUGUUAUGGAAUAUUUGAAGUUAUAUAUGGAGAACAAUAACAUGUAAUUUGGCAUAUCGAUACAUAGAGUUUUGUACAGGAUAUUUCUAUCAAAUAAUAGGAUUUUUCUUAAAUUGAAUUCCUACAUAAAAAUGUGUUUUUUAGAAACAUGAAAAUCUGAAUAAAAAAAUGUUCAUUAAAGUGAUAGACCAAACUUUAUAUGUACUUUAAAACAUUUAUUGAUGAUUAAAAUUAAAAUAACAAGUUUCCACAUCAUUUUGCGGUAUAUUCUAGUAUAGAUGGAACAAUCAAUUAUUUCUCCAUAGGUCAGUUUUAUGAGAUUUGUGAAGGAGUAGUAUUCGUUAAUGUGGUCAUAAUUUAUUGAAAAUAAUUAAAAUUUCCAUAAAUAAGCAAUGGAAAUGAAUUGGGAAUGUGCAUUCCCAAUAUUGACAUCUGUGAAAAAGUAAUGCUGAUAAUUCGAAUAUUAUACAUGCUCAUUAUAAACAUUGUUAAAGUUAAUAUCUAACCUAUAUCGAUUAGCACUUUUUUCCAAGUAAAUAUAACAAUUGAAUUCAGUCUUGAUGCUCAAUGACAUUUCAACUAAGCCCAACGAAGAGGUUGUCUCCAAAGCCUGAUCAUACUAUUUUGUAGUAAAAAAGUAUCCUUCGAAAAUAGUGAUAGCACUAAUUACAAAUCAUAAUUUUUAUGAUAAGUUCAUCUUAAUUUUUUUCCAAUAUAAUACGUUUUAAAAAUAAAAUGGAAUACUUCUUUUUAUACAUUCAGACAAAUUACCACUGACUUCAAUAUAUUGGUUGCUUGAAUAUCAUCAACCAUUUCAAUAUCGAUUGUGUAAUUUCCGAAAUUAAUUUUUAUAAAUAUAAUAUCUUUAUCAGUCUUUACCUAACUUACUUCUUGAACACGACCAAGUUUUCUGUUUAUUGUGGUUGGUUCAUAAUAUGUAUGCAUAGUAUGCAUGCGUAUACACAACCAAUAAAAACAAUACGAUCGAUUUUGAUGUUUAUAUAUUGAAGAAAAUAUAUAGAUAAAAAUAUUUCCAAAAACGUGAAAUGGAAGUAGAACUCCCGAUCAAGUUGAAUUUGGACGAUUGUGAAAUUAUUACUUUCAGUGCAUUCUUCCUUUCGAAUUAUUUCAAAUACUCUUUGCACAGCUUCGAGAAAUACUAGGAAUCGUCAUCAUAUUAAUAGACAAUUUUUUAUGCCGAUUAGGCGCUGGGCAGAACGUACUACAUUUUCCUAUAAAUUUUAUAACCUUCUUUCUUCAAAAUCCCUUCAAUUUUUACCAGAUCUCCAGUCGUCUUACGUCCAGAACAUGUCCAAACCAUAACCGAGUCUCCACCGGGCUUUACAGCUUUUUUUGACCUGCGCACAUACACACUUCUCUUAGACCCAAAAACCUGAAACUUUGACUCAUCAAUCUCUCACUCUUCAUGCUUCCAAUUUUUAUGUUCUUUUGGCCACUGCAACCUCUUAAUUUUAUUUUGGUGUCUUAAAAGACUUUUCUGCACUGCCACCUUUUCAAAAAGGCCAGCUUCUCUCUAUCUCCUUGUCAAUUUAAAAGUUUCAAGUACAGAUUCCUCGAUUCAUUGAUCUAAGCUGCUAUCUCUAUACCCGUGAGUUGUCGAGCACGUUUACUGAUCAAUAUACGUUUGUGUCCAGCAGUUGUGGUUUCUUAAGGCCGCCAUGAACGUUUUCUAUAGCCAAAGCUCCUCAUGGAUACAUAUUUUUUCACGUUGUAGUCCACGGUACGUCGAGGUAUUUUUAAUUCGGCCUUGAAGUUAAGUUGAGAACAAACAAAAACAUUCAAGACGUAAUACAAUCAGUCUUAUAGAUCAAAAAUUCAAUCUAUUGUGAUUUAUUGUUAGUAGAUAAGGUAAAUUUUAUGCAUUUAGAGGUACUAAUCACAAAAAAAUUACUAUUUCAUUUGAAGUAAACGCUUUCUAUUUACUGGAGGAUAAUUGAGUUCUAUAGAUCAACUUAUCAUAUUUAAGUUGGAGUUUUUUGAACCGUUGGUGAUAUUCAAGCUGAACACACUGUGUACACUACCACUAUACCAACACUCACAAUUACUACAUCGUUUGACGAGCAAUUCGAUAAUCAAGUUAUGUCUUCAGAAACUGAAGGCAAACUAAAACCUCACUCACCCGAUUUUAUACAAAAAUUUUCUACCGAUGAAUCUUUUCCCGCGAAAAAUAAUUCGAGUGGGAAAACCUCCUUCACAUUUAUUCCUUAACUACUAAACUAUAGAGUGGGCUCUAAGGAAUAGAUACUUCGUCCUUAUUUAAGCUUUUCAUACAUUUAACAAUUCCAAUGCUUCCAAAUGUAUCCAACAAUUUAUUAUUGGAUACAUUUUUCAACAAUUUUACGUUAUUUAUAUUUAUUUCAUGAUCGGCAAUACUCGAUUUUUCGGUCCGUCCAUAUUUUAUCUGAGCUAUGUUCCCUUUGAACCGAACCUUAACGGUUUUCUUAAUCUACCCGAAAUACUUCUCGUGACAAUCACUACAGAUAAUUUUAUAUAUACCACUCUUCUUCAAAUGUAUUUUAUCCUAAGAUUACCAAAUAAUUCUUUCGAUUUUAUUAUAUGAUCGUUAUCAUUGUAUUGAAAUUAUGAAAUGUAAGAACAGUUUAAAUGAGGACAAAGGGCCUAUUCCUACUCCAUAAUUUAGAAGUUAAGUAAUAAAUAUGAGGAUUUCCACCAAGGAAGUUUUCCCGCUCGAAAUAUUUUUCCCAGGAGAAGGUUCAUUGUUAGAAAUUUUUAUUAUAAAAUAGGUGAAUCAAGUUAAUUGGUUUUAAUUUUUCUUCUGAAGACGAUAAAGUGGUUAUCAAAACGUAAUAGUUUUUGAGAUUUUGGAUCAAUUUCGAUUUUCAUCGUAAUACUACUCAUAAUACGCAUUCCUCUCAAAUCAAUGACUUAUUCCAUCUUAGAAUUUUACUCUGACAACACAACUUUGAACAUUGCGUCAACUUGUUGAAUUAUCAAAUUUGAUAUUAUCAAAAUAAAAGAGACAAUUGCUUCUUUAUUGGGUUCUGCUUAUAUAAUGCAUUUAAAGUUUGCAGUCUUCCAGAUAUAUAUUGAAAUAACAUUUGCUAUAAAUAUUGUGCAAUAUUUUUUAACGAUGUAGUUAUUCAAAAAAUGAAUUAUAUAUAACAUGGAACUAUUUUCAAUGGUGAUUCAUGUUUUGUAUUAAAUUGGUGGCGAAAUAUGAAGUUUAUAUUUUUGAAACAUAUCUUGUGAAUGUAUAGGAAUGUAGUGUCUAAUGUAAAUGAUGAAUUCAAAUGUCUAGAACCAAUAAUAUCGAUGUGCUUUAAUAACUGUUUUUUUAAUAUUGGAAGCUAUGUUAAUUCCGAGAGGUUGAAUUUUUAUUUAAAUAGAAAAAUCCUGUAUGUUCGCGUGAUACUUGCAUUUUUGUAAAAUGUGUGAUAGUAUUUAUAGGAUUUGUAAAUGCAUUGAGGUGGAAGUGCUAGAUUCUUUUUUCUGUCUUACAUACUUCAUUGUUCCUAAGAAAUUAUUUGUUAGGUUCAACACAUUAAUAAUUGAUGAUAUAUGGGAUUUUCUUUAAAACAUUAACUGCUAUCCGUAAGUAAUAAUGAGUAAAAAAAUUAUAACGCUUUAAAUAGUACAAGAGUACCUAAUCGAAACUAUAUUAUUGAUUUUCUAAAAUUUCUAUCUAAAUUCAUAUUUUGAAUUGAACUUCACAGAUUUGUUGAUAUGCAGCUUAAAAUUGUGGUUCUCUCAAAUUUAUCACUUUUUCACAGUGAAAUACUCUCCUAAAUUUCCCUAAUUCAAUUAUUUCUGAAAAUUAUAUAUUCAAGGCAAAGUAAUGGACAGUGGCUGACAUUUUGUUACAAGAAAUGAAGUUUGGCAUUAAUAAAAUGGACAUGCUUUGUAAAAUUCUGGUAAAAGUGUGCAGAUAUUUAUUUUAAGUACAUACACUUCCAAACAAUGGUAUUUUUUGUCUUAGUGUAUCAACCAGAUUAGACAAAUAAUUUAAUAAGCACAGGUUAAUAGAAUAAUUUCUGAUUGUCAGUUGCAUUGUUGUGAUGAUUAUUAUAAUUUAUAAAAUGCGGCAAAUUUACACAAUAUAGGAGGGCACUAAGGAAACUAUCCUCCGGCCGUUUUAACGAUGGAUGCUGUUUGUAAUAAGUGCUUAUCAAAGAAAUCGAUGGAAAAAUCGGCAGGUCCGUAAUUUUAUAAUCGCUCAACAUUCAGAAUACUUUCCAAACUGUUUUGUGUGAGACAGUCUUAGGGAAAUAGACAACCGGAAGUUCUAUCCCAUUACUAACCAUUACUUGAAAUGCUCAAGAAACCUUACUUACCGAAUUCAUGACAUUUGAAACAACAAUAAAUUCCAAAUAUUUACUGUAGCAAAUAAUUCAAAACAAAUGUCGCGGCCUAAUGUAGUUUAAGUAUGUGAUUUUUCACAAUAACACGCACCAUCACACUGCUAUUACAGCAGUAGAGGUUUCAUGCAAUUUCAAAUAUUUCAUUAUCUUUCCUCCAACACUUUUGAAUAUCAUCUGUUCAAUGUGAUGAAGAAGUGUCUCGGAGAUGAUGUGAAACUUCAAAAACACUGUGACACAGUUCAGUUUUUCAGAAAAUGGAAUUGGUAAUUUAGUAAAAUAAGUGAAUGCAUGACGGAAACUAUGUUAAAACGUGGAGCGGUUACAAUGAAUCACUAAUGGUAUAUUAGGAACGCAACCCAUAUUGAUAAUACAUUUUCGUAAAUUAAGUACCUUCGAUUUAAUUCACGUAAUGGUAUUUUUGGAUCUCUUUGAACAUUUUCGAUAAACAAUUUGUUGUAAUCUCAACCAGUACCUGAAGGUUGUUAGUUUUUCAUAAAUAUAAAAGCGUUUGAUCUUCCAAAGCACUUUUGAGCUUCGCAGGUAUCACAUGGGUCUAUGAUCUUUAAGGCAUAUAAGUGUAAUUUACUAAAAAAAUAAUAUCAACAAAUUUGCGGCAUGUUAUAUGUAGUUUCAAUGUCGACAAAAAAUUGUUUAAUUCAAAAGCUCAUAUUCAUAGAAUAUACUGAAUUCUCUCAAAAUGAAUAUAUUUCUUUAUUUCAAAAAUUAUUUGUUUACAUUGUUAUGAAAGAUUACAUACGGAUUAGCUCACAUGUUCAGUGCCGGAUUAAGCCGGGCUUGGGGGGGCUACAGCCCCGGGCCCCAGGUCCAAGAGGGCCCUAUCAUUUGGAAAUCAUUCUGUAUUUUUUGAUGUGUUGAUACCACACAUCUAACGUAUUGAUAUUAUUUUGUGAAUUUUUCCCGGUUUCCGAAUUACUUAAGGGGGCCCCGUCAUUAUUUUAGCCCCGGGCCUUAUAAAUCUUAAUCCGGCCCUGCACAUGUUCAUUAUACCUUUGUUAAAUUGAUGAUAUACAAAUUUUCUAUUCAAAUAUAUACCGAAUAUUUGUACCAUUCUGUUCUAAUACAUCGAGAAUGUCGAAAAAAAAAAUGUUUUAUAUGAAUUUUUUAAUGCAAUUAUAAAUAAUGUACAUUUGAAAACUUUUAUUUUGUAAUGAAAUUCGUAAUAUUGCUCAAAAUCCCAAUUAAUCAAUAUAUAUCAGUCGUUUUCCUAUAUAAAAAUCGUUACAAAAUAUAUUUAUUUAUUCAUU